Messenger RNA from Gasterosteus aculeatus aculeatus (three-spined stickleback), 5329 nucleotides. NCBI's taxonomy places the organism in Eukaryota, Metazoa, Chordata, Actinopteri, Perciformes, Gasterosteidae. The record is from RefSeq and is a predicted model, not a curated record.
ACCCGGGGUUCCUUCCUGUCCAUCUGGAUGUGGACAGUAGGAGACUUUCUGGGUCUGCAACACUGAGCUCAGUGUGUCUGUGACCGGCGGAGCAGCUGAGAGGGGAAGCUCCGCUUUACGACGGCCCCCAAACACACCGCCCAGACAUCUACUGUCACUCCGAGUUCAUUUAAAUGUACACUUUUCCAAGCCCAAAAAUACUAGAAAAAACGUGCAUGUUGAGUCGACUAACAUCUGUACGAUUAUGCCGAUUGAUCGAGAAGUUUCAAGUUCAAAAGAUCUCUGUUUAAUUAAAUUUAGAUACUUAUUUUAUCACAUUUCAUCACGCUAAGAGAUGCACACGCUGUCGAUAUGGACACAACUGAGUACUUCUUUCACCACCAAUUCGAUUGCUGGUGCCUGUUCGUGAACGGAUUAAACCAGCUGUUUCUACUCAUUGCACACCGUUGUGAGUGGAUGUUUUUGACGAGGUGCACGUGAAGAGAGAGAGAGAAAUAAAUAGAACAUGUAAUAGUACUACACCCUCACACACACACACAUCUUCACACCACCACGCACACGCACGCACGCCUGCGGCGUUGAGUUCUUCUCUUGGCUCGCAGCAGGACUGUGCACUCCUCUCCGCUUGCUCCCAUUGAUUCUCUGAUACGUUACCGUGGAAACGGGAGUCUGUUGCCCCCCCCCCCCCAGCCUCCUCCUCGGGAUCAUCGGUUUCUAUUCAUCGCUGUUGCGUCUCAGCCGCCUCGUCGCUCCCGCUCUUCUCUUCAGUUUGUCUCUCCCUCCUCUGUUUUUUCUUUGUUUUGCGUCCCAAUAAAACCACGUUGUUUUGCGCAGACAUUUUGCCUUGAAGGAAACCAAACCGCUCGCAUAAAAAAAAAAAAACGCCGUAGCAACACCGAGCUCAGCGCGGUCAGCUGACUAGCUUACUGUGCUCCUUGGUCUUAUGAAUAAAACAGAUAAAUAUCUCGUGACGUCUCUAUAUGCUCUUUAUUUAUCUAAGUUUAUAUUCCAGCAACUCGAGUGCUCAUCCGCCUUCCACGUCCACUUCACCGGUUUCUAAAGAACAACCUGGCGACGGCCUCCGUCCAGGACGCACCCUGCUGAUCAGAGCUUACUGCCUGUUUGUGUGGUCUGAUCAGUGUGUCAUUGUGUGUCCCCUCUCCCUCCUCCUGCCAGUCCCCCCGGAGGCCAUCGGCUUCCUGUCGGCGGUGGGCGUCUUCAUCGUGGCGCUGGCCGUCCUCUUCCUCUUCAUCAACAAGAAGCUGUGUUUCUCGCGCGUGGGGGGGCUGCCCUGCCUGGAGCACCGCCACGCCCACCGGAAGAAGACGCGCCAGGGCCUCCGCCAGGGGCUGGUGAGCAGCUACGGUGACGAAGACGAAGACGGCGGUGGCGUCUCGUCCUCCGGCAGCGAGGAGGAGGUCCUAAAGCAGUUUGAGAUCUCCGUGUCGCGGUCGCAGAGCUUCCGCACCUCGACGGCGGCGAACCUCAUCGAGCUACAGGCGCAGACGGCGCUCGGCCGCCGGCACAAGUUCAGCCGUCUGUCGGACCAGGAGGAAGGAAGCACGGAGCCGUCGGACUGCGAAGAGAUGGCGGCUCAGGGCCACCAGGGCGGCUUCAAGGACCCGCUCACCGCCGCCUUAGAGGAGAGCGAGUGGGCGGCGCCGGAUGCUCUCGAGGCGGCGGGCGCCAGUGACGGGCCCGCCCAGGGCGCCAACCGGCAGGCCGCGGACGGCAGCGAGGAGAUGGAGAAUGGCGGCGGAAGUGCCGCCGUGGAAUGCUCCCCCGUCUGGAGCCCCGAGCCAGACCAGCCUCAGCCAGCGAGCUCUUCCCCCCGCCUCCCCAUCUCCACCUGCGGGGACCUGGUCCUGUCCCUGGAGUACCGGCCCGACGCGGAGAAGCUGCUGGUCUCGGUGAUCGCGGCGCGGGACGUCCCCGACAAAGCCCGCAGCGGCAUGGACUCCUGGCAGGUGCACAUGGUGCUGCUGCCCGCCAAAAAGCAGCGGCACCGCACGCUGGUGCAGAAGGGCUCGCUGCCGCACUUCAACGAGACCUUCCGCUUCUCGCGCCUGGAGCCGGCCGAGCUGCAGGCGUCGGCCGUCCGGUUCAGGCUCUACGCGCUCGGGGCGUCCCGCAUGUCCCGCGAGAGGAUGAUGGGCGAGAAGGUGCUGCGCCUGGGCGGGCUGGACCCGGAGGGGGGGACGAUGGAGACCACGCUGGUGCUGGAGCCUCGCAGCAACCUCAAGAGCUUGGACUCCCAGCUGAGCCUCUCCGCCGUGUCUCAGAGCGACAGCGCCUCGUCCACUCAGUCUCUGACCCACGGCGGCGUCCCCGAGCUGCUGGUGGGCCUCACCUACAACGCCACCACGGGGCGCAUGUCUGUGGAGCUCAUCAAGGGGAGCCACUUCAGGAACCUGGCCGUCAACAGGCCGCCAGACACCUACGGGCGCCUGACCCUGCUGAACUCGGUGGGUCAGGAGAUCUCGCGCUGUAAGACGUCGGUGCGCCGCGGCCAGCCCAACCCCGUCUACAAGGAGACCUUCGUCUUCCAGGUGGCGCUGUUCCAGCUGUCGGACGUCACGCUGCUGGUCUCCGUCUACAACCGGCGCAGCCUGAAGCGCAAGGAGACGGUGGGCUGGAUCGCCAUGGGCCAGAACAGCAGCGGCGAGGAGGAGCAGCUCCACUGGCAGGACAUGAAGGACAGCCGAGGACAGCAGGUCUGCCGCUGGCACGUCCUGCUGGAGGCCUGAGAGUGUUUCUUCUUUUAGGCCGGAGGUCGGAUGCGGGAGGAACGAAUUCAUGCGAACCACAUUUUGAUAAAAGUGGAUUUGAAGGCUUCAUGCAGGAACUGGUCUUUGCAGAAGAUGCUUCUUUUCUACCGGCGGGCCAAUCAAUGGCGUUCUGAACCAAUGGAGACAUCCUGAAAAUAUUAUAUGGUCACGUCUUCUUUAGAAAACAAACUAAACAUCCAACAUAAUAAUCAGUGAGUCACUGAGAAAACAAAACGUUGUGUUUACACGUAGCAGACAUUUAUUUAUUACUUUAUUAUCCCCACUAUUAACACUCUAUUGAUUGAUCCCAAUGAGCAUUUUUCAAAUUAAGUCAAUUCAUCUCACAAGCACAAACGAAUUGACAAAAAAUGCAUUGAUUUGACUUGUGGUUGGUGGUUAUUAUCUUGUGAAUACGGUUCGUACAGGAAGUGGACCUUGAGUUGUAAAAGUUAAAAACACAUUUGACAUUUUAGUAGAAAUAUCUGGCAAAUAAAGGUGUUGCAGACCAUAAACGUCUGAUCUGAUGAUGGAAACUUAAGAAACACUCAUUCACAUUCUUGUGUUUGCUGCUCCGGCGGCUCUGAAUAUCUCUCUCCAGUAACAACGUGCGAUUAAUUACCUGGAAGUGUGUGUUUUUACGCUCUCAGAGGUUUGAGCUUAAAAUCCCAAGAAAUCCGCUUGUAUGUGGUCGACAUCGUCAUUAAACAGACCCCCACGGGGCGCACGGUCAAAAAGUGUGUGAGGACAAUGAAGACUGACGAAGGUAAACAUAAACAUUCAUUUGUUAAUUUAUGUACAAAAUGAAAGAAGAAAAACCCAUAAAAACAAAGUAUAUGAAGGUUUAAAUGUUUAAUGACCUCUGAAAUGAUUGAAAAUAGUUAGUUUUGCACCACCUUCAUUAACAUCUCCUUCAAACCAUAAAGACACAGAACUAGUUUCCAUUCAUCAAUAAUCUUCAUCCUUCAUAACUCUUCAUAACUUAAUGACGUGUCGAAGCAGAUGUUUAAGCCAAAACUCGCAGAUUAACAUGAAUGACCCUCGACAUCAGAACAACCUCUCAAUGAUUUAUUUGUGUAUUUGUUUAAAGAAACUGAGGGGAAUGAGCUGUGGAAAAGCACAUGUCCACGGAUGCAUCCUACAUGUGUUUAUUGCAGGGAACAAGCUGUAAAAUGCUGACUGGCUUGUGUUUAAACUAAAAAAACAUGAAUGGAAUGUGCCCCAAAGGCCGAGUGAUUUCAUUUCAUUUAGAUUAUUUGGGUGCGUGAAAACGGGAUUCAAGCUAAUCCAAAAAGCAGAGGCUAGCUACAGUUAGCUCUUGUUUCGUUAGCUUGUUUGUGUACUUGUUAAACAUUAGCAUGUGAGUUGCAGCCAUCGGACCUCCGGCUUUAGCUACUGUUGGACAAUAAUCUGACAAUAAUUCUUUGUUAGAAGCUAAAAACCUUUUUUUUCCUGUUUGUACAGCGUUCAGCUGUACUAAUUAAUACUGAAAAAUGGAGCGUGUGUUAAUUCAACACACAGCUCAAAAGGUUUUAAAUGAACAAACUCCAGUUUUGCUGUGUUCGGGAAAUUAAAUAAUCACCUCAUGCUCGUUUUAUUAUUGGUUUUGUGAAAUAGAAAAAUCAGAGAGGACAUUCCUGCUACGUUUUUAUAUGAGCACUCGCAUUCUGCAGGCUUCCUCCAUGUGAGCGUGAAAAGUUAACUCCAAGACCUUUCUGCACAAUGAAACAUUUUAUGCAUGUCAAGUUGUUGUACAGAGUCUAUAAUAUCAUUAUAUGUUUUAUAAAUUGUAGACAUUUGAUGUCCUUAUUAUUCUAUUUGUAUUUACACGUGUGCAUGCUCAGUUUAAGACCCAUGGUUGUAUUUACAGAUGUGAUGCCGUUGUGAUACUCUGAUGAAGAAGUGCCUGUAACAUUUUUGAGAAAAACAACAAUAACAACAACAGAUGAUCCAAAUUAGCAUGAACCCUUCUCGUUGUUCCCUGUGAAUGCUGCAUGCAUGGAAGGUGGCUGCAGGCCCUGAGGUCGAGGCCUGGACCAGGAGCUAGGUCCAAGUCAGACCAGAUUCAGUCUGGGUUCAAGUCCACGCCUGUGGAACCUGUAACUGUUCUACGGAGGACAACACUGAGCGAGUCUGAGACAUCCUGCAGAGAUUCUGGUGUAGUCUGGACUCUAGUCGGGCCUGGUCUGAUCUGGUCUUCUCCAGUCCAGUCUAUUAUAACCUAGUCUAUUCUGGUCUGGUCGAUCCCUAUCUGGUUCGGUCCAGUCAGACUACCAUAGACUAGUCUGGUCUGGUCUGGUCCCGUCUAGUCAUGUCUAGUCUACUUGUCUGGUCCUUUCUGGUCCGGUCCGGUCUAGUCAUGUCUAGUCUACUCGUCUGGUCCGGUCCGGUCUAGUCUUGUCUAAUCUACUGGUCCGGUCUGGUCUAGUCUUGUCUAAUCUACUGGUCCGGUCUGGUCCGGGUCAAGCAUGCUGAGCCGCCGCAGCCCCCAGAAAGCACAUUUUGUACCAAGUUCUGUCGUUGCCAAUAAAGCCCAGGAGCUCCCCACUGAGGGGACGUCUGUC